Molecule: messenger RNA, 350 nt
Organism: Lepisosteus oculatus (spotted gar)
Lineage: Eukaryota; Metazoa; Chordata; Actinopteri; Semionotiformes; Lepisosteidae
Source: RefSeq, a predicted model, not a curated record
ACCCUUUGUUGAUGAGAGAGAGGCGCUCGGAGUCUCAUCGGAACAAGCUCCUGCGCCGCACUGUCAGCGUGCCUGUGGAGGGGAGACACCACCCCGAGAUCGAGUACGCUCGUUCGCGGAGAAAGAGUAUAGCCACAGGGAAGCAGCCAAGCAUGGAGACCCCUCCCACAGCCCCUCCCCAGCCCUUCAGACAGUCCAGCUUCCUCAGUAGGCGCCUGAAAGGCUCGAUCAAGAGAGCGAAGAGUCAGCCCAAACUGGACCGAACCAGCAGCUUCCGACACAUGAUCCUGCCCCGGUUCCGCAGCGCCGACCAGGACAGGUGAGGAGUAACAGCUGAGUAACUGUUGAGU